Molecule: messenger RNA, 441 nt
Organism: Parnassius apollo (apollo)
Lineage: Eukaryota; Metazoa; Arthropoda; Insecta; Lepidoptera; Papilionidae
Source: the annotation of a GenBank genome assembly
AUGGAUGAUAAUGACGGUGAUGACGAUGAUGACGACGAUGACGAUGUAGAUGAUGAUGUCGAUGACGAUGAUGACGAUGACGAUGAUGAUGAUGAUGACGAUGACGAUGACGAUGAGGAUGAUGAUGAUGACGAUGACAAUGACGAUGAUGGCGGGGAAGAUGAAGAUGAUGAUGACGAUGACGAUGUCGAUGACGAUGACGAUGACGUAGACGGUGACAAUGACGAUGAUAACGACGGUGAUGAUGACGAUGUUGAUGUCGAUGAUGAUGUCGAUGACGAUGACGAUGAUGAUGAUGAUGAUGAUGACGAUGAUGAUAACGAUGACGAUGAUGACGAUAAUGCCGACGAUGAUGAUGACGAAGAAGAUGACUAUGACGAUGAGGAUGAUGAUGACGAUGACAAUGACAUAUUUAUAUACAUACAACAGUAUACAUAUUGA